Molecule: messenger RNA, 3717 nt
Organism: Camelus dromedarius (Arabian camel)
Lineage: Eukaryota; Metazoa; Chordata; Mammalia; Artiodactyla; Camelidae
Gene: GALNT2
Product: polypeptide N-acetylgalactosaminyltransferase 2
Exons: 16
Coding region: 76-1791 (571 amino acids)
Biological process (GO): protein O-linked glycosylation
Cellular component (GO): Golgi apparatus
Molecular function (GO): polypeptide N-acetylgalactosaminyltransferase activity
Source: RefSeq, a predicted model, not a curated record
UCCCCGGCCCGCGCCCGCCGCGGCCCCAGGCAGCACUCGCGAGCAGCGGCCGCGGCCGGCGGCCGAGUUGGGAGGAUGCGGCGGCGCUCGCGGAUGCUGCUCUGCUUCGCCUUCCUGUGGGUGCUGGGCAUCGCCUACUACAUGUACUCGGGGGGCGGCUCCGCGCUGGCCGCGGGCGCGGGCGGCGGCGCCGGCAGGAAGGAGGACUGGAAUGAAAUUGACCCGAUUAAAAAGAAAGACCUUCAUCACAGCACCGGGGACGACAAAGCUCAAGGCGUGGAGACCCUCCCCCCAGGGAAAGUGCGGUGGCGAGACUUCAACCAGGAGGCUUACGUCGGCGGGACGAUGGUGCGCUCCGGGCAGGACCCCUAUGCCCGCAACAAGUUCAACCAAGUGGAGAGUGACAAGCUGCGGAUGGACAGAGCCGUCCCUGACACCAGGCAUGACCAGUGUCAGCGGAAGCAGUGGCGGGUGGAUCUGCCAGCCACCAGCGUGGUGAUAACGUUUCACAAUGAAGCCAGGUCAGCCUUGCUGAGGACAGUGGUCAGUGUGCUUAAGAAAAGCCCGCCCCACCUCAUAAAAGAAAUCAUCUUGGUGGACGACUACAGCAAUGACCCCGAAGACGGGGCCCUCUUGGGGAAAAUUGAGAAGGUGCGGGUUCUCAGAAAUGAUCGGCGAGAAGGCCUGAUGCGCUCGCGGGUGCGGGGGGCCGACGCGGCCCAGGCCAAGGUGCUGACGUUCCUGGACAGCCACUGUGAGUGCAACGAGCACUGGCUGGAGCCCCUCCUGGAGAGGGUGGCCGAGGACAGGACCCGCGUGGUGUCCCCUAUCAUCGAUGUCAUCAACAUGGACAACUUCCAGUACGUGGGAGCAUCCGCGGACUUAAAGGGCGGUUUUGACUGGAACUUGGUGUUCAAAUGGGAUUACAUGACACCUGAGCAGAGAAGAUCCCGGCAAGGGAACCCGGUCGCCCCCAUAAAAACCCCUAUGAUUGCUGGAGGGUUGUUCGUGAUGGAUAAGUUCUAUUUUGAAGAACUGGGGAAGUAUGACAUGAUGAUGGAUGUGUGGGGAGGAGAGAACCUGGAGAUCUCGUUCCGCGUGUGGCAGUGUGGCGGCAGCCUGGAGAUCAUCCCCUGCAGCCGCGUGGGACACGUGUUCCGGAAGCAGCACCCCUACACCUUCCCGGGCGGCAGCGGCACCGUCUUCGCCCGUAACACCCGCCGGGCAGCAGAGGUCUGGAUGGACGAGUACAAAAAUUUCUAUUACGCAGCCGUGCCUUCUGCCAGAAACGUCCCUUACGGAAAUAUCCAGAGCCGACUGGAGCUCAGGAAGAAGCUUGGCUGCAAGCCUUUCAAAUGGUACCUUGAAAACGUCUACCCAGAGUUAAGGGUUCCUGACCACCAGGAUAUAGCUUUCGGGGCCUUGCAGCAGGGAACCAACUGCCUGGACACUCUGGGACAUUUUGCUGACGGUGUUGUUGGGGUUUACGAGUGCCACAAUGCCGGGGGCAACCAGGAGUGGGCCUUGACGAAGGAGAAGUCAGUGAAGCACAUGGACUUGUGCCUGACCGUGGUGGACCGGGCGCCCGGCUCGCUCAUCAAGCUGCAGGGCUGCCGAGAGAACGACAGCAGACAGAAAUGGGAGCAGAUCGAGGGCAAUUCCAAGCUGCGGCACGUGGGCAGCAACCUGUGCCUGGACAGCCGCUCGGCCAAGAACGGGGGCCUGAGCGUGGAGGUGUGCGGCCCGGCGCUGUCGCAGCAGUGGAAGUUCUCGCUCAACCUGCAGCCCUAGGAGAGCGCGGGGCCGCGCGUCCCCCCGCGCCGUCGGGCCGAGGCGGCGUUCACGUCCUUGAUCACGUUUCCUAAACUUUCCGCGAAACUAUAUACCUCAGUAUUCCAUCAUGGUCUGAAGGGCGGAGGCCCGGGCCCGCCCCCCAGCGCCGCCGCCCGCCCGAUCCGCAUCGACAGCGACCGUGCACCGUGGAGGAUGGGAGGCAAGGGGCGCAGUUGCUGCAUCACCGCGAGGAAAACGCUCCGAAGUCUCCACUCGGGUCCCACUGAAAUCACGUACGGUUUCCAUAGCGAUCACGCCGGUUCGCAGGUUUACGUCGUGGUCCCCUCUCCCUGCCCUCCUGUCUCCCCAGCGCAGACCCUUCCUUCAUGUGGUGUACUUGCUAUAUUUGGGUAUGAACUUUUUUACGGUGGGACAUUAAAUAUAAAUAUAUAUGUAAAGAAAGGAUGUAGGGUUCAAUCCCCUGUGGUUUCUGUAGGUCAUCCUCAUCUUGUAAAUUCUCCACCCCAUCAGAUCACGGUCGUGAGGAGGGGGGACCGGGCUCUCCCAGUGGGAGAAAGCGGCCUCCUUUGCCCGCCCCCAGCCUUAGCGGUGAGGAGGUGCUGCUGUGCCCCCCUCCCCAGGAGCCUAGUGCUGCCCCGAGGCUCAGAUCUCGGCAUCUCUGUUUGGCUUCAGCUCGGAGUUGUGCUCUGUGCCGGCAUCCACUUUUUUCAUGCCCCCAGUAUUUGUAAAGCUGGAUGGGUUACUUAUUUUGACAAAUGUUGCUUUGGGUCUUUUUAGAUGUACUUUCUUUUCUUCAGGGGUUAAAUGAAUUAAAAAACCAGUCCCCCAGCCCCCAGUGUUGGUGGGAGGCUGUCACAGUCAGCACUGGGCUAAUGGCAAGGACCCUGGUGUGCUGGCACCACUGUCAAGGUCAUCCGGUUCCUGGAACCUGCCUGCCUCCUGGGGCCUUGGGUCAAGAAUCAGGAAAAGUGGAGCCCAAACAGUGCUCCACGACUGAGGAUCAAGGGCCCGAAACAGGAGCCCGUGGCCAAGGAAGCAGAGAGGUCCGUAUAAACCAUGGGAAUUAAAAGUCAUAACAGGAGGAGGUGCGUGGGCUUACGCCUUGACACCCAGGAAUGUCCCUGCAGAGCCCCUCUUGCCUCCGAGGUGUCCCCACAUGCAACAGGAGACUGGCCGCAGCAUCCUCAGAGUGGCUCCCUGGUCACUCUCGUGGUCACUGCCCCUACUUCCUUCUCCGCCCACCCCCGCCACGUACAGGCGCCGCCUUGAAGGUGGCCCUGUCACCUGAGCUACUACUUACUGUUAGGGGAAAACAGUCCCACUGAUGGAAAACAGAUUUGGUUUUAAAGUAAAACAAAUUUUCAUCAGGUUCUUGACAAAUCUCUUGCCCACACACCUCCACCCCACCCAGAAGUCUUACAGACAUUGUACCAUCACGAUGGGUCCACCCGGCCCUGGUCGGUGGAGGGGGGAAGCGCCCCAUCCCUGAGCUGGUGGGGGCGGCAGCCUCGGGUGUUGUGAGCGGAGGUGGGCUGGGAGGGCUCCCUCGGGUGAGCUAUGUUUACAUGACACAGUGUGCCAAAGUGACUUACUGUGGUUGCGUUACUUUCUAGUCAUCAGGACUCUCCCGCCCUCCCACUCCUGUUUUUACAAGUAAAAAUGCUCCCCUAAGAGCCCCUCGAGCAAAGCGUGGCCAAGUUAGUUGUCUUCUCUGUGCUGGUCUCUCCUAUGUCUUCAUAAAAGCUCAAAUGAUGGUAUCUGUGAGUAUGUUUUGCAAAUUCAAAAUAUAGUUUGGUAAUUUUUUUUUCCAGUUGAUUUUUAAAAAGAACUGCUGUACAGAGCUUGUACUUUGUCCAUUUUAUAGAUGGAAACCAUCCUUGAAAAUUGUUUAACUUAAAUAAAGAGAAGAUACUUUAUAGAUAA